AUGAGUGUCGUACUGUUAUGGACAGUUAGUGACUUCCCUGCUUAUGCCAUGCUAUCUGGUUGGAGCACGCAUGGCAAACUAGCAUGUCCUUAUUGCAUGGGUAAUGCAUCUGCAUUCCAAUUACGAACCGGAGGAAAGUCUUGUUGGUUUGACUGUCAUCGCAAGUUCCUACCUAUGAGACAUCCUUGCAGGCGUGAUAGGAACCAAUUUCGUGUUAGACAUGCCGAAAAAGCUGAUGCACCCCCGCUAUUAACGGGAGAACAAAUAUGGGCAGAAGUCUGUAGACUUCCUACCAUUUAUGAUGGCAUCCCGCAUGGAUCAAGACACUAUAGAAAGCCCGCAGGUUUUGGAGUAACUCACAAUUGGGUAAAGCGGAGCAUUUUCUGGGAGUUGCCCUAUUGGCAUACUUUGUUAAUUCGACAGAACCUGGAUGUAAUGCACAUUGAAAAGAAUGUGUUUGAUAAUCUGUUUCACACGAUUAUGGAUACACCAAAAUCAAAGGACAACAUAAAAACAAGGAAAGACAUAACAGAAUAUUGCAACCGACCGGAGUUGCAUAUACGUGAAGAACGAAAUAAAGUAUUUAAACCGAAAGCCUCUUACACAUUGAACAAAGAGCAAGUACGAAAGGUGUGUGGUUGGUUGAAGAAGUUGAAAUUUCCAGAUGGCUAUGCUUCCAACAUAGGGGCAUUAGUAAAUGUUGAAGAUGGUAGUUUCUAUGGCUUCAAAAGUCAUGAUUGUCACGUGUUCAUGCAAAGAUUGCUCCCUAUUUCCAUUAGAGAGAUGGUACCGAAUACAAUAUGGGACGCUAUCACUAAGUUGUGCACAUUCUUUCGUGCAAUAUGCUCGAAAGUGGUCCAUGUUGACGACUUGCUUCAAUUGCAGACGAUAAUCGUUGAAACUAUAUGCAAGUUGGAAAGAGUCUUUCCACCGGGGUUCUUUGAUUCCAUGGAACACCUUGUGUGUUUGAUGAAGAGGUUAAACGUAACGAGCCGUAUAUUGAUGAAGCGGGGGCUCGAUAGACGAAGAAAUGAAGAAUUUGCGGGUUGGUUUGAGACCUAUGUUACGUCUGGGUAUGACCCCAUUACCGAUCGUCUAAAAUUUUUGGCUUCAAGACCACUCCGUUAUGCUAUUCAACACCCUGGUUUUUUCGUAAAUGGUUACAAAUUCCACACCCUAACACACGGUACCGGUCACACCACUCAUAACAGUGGAGUAUGCGUGAGAGGCUCUUGUUACUCAGAGUAUGAGUCUGACUACUAUGGGUUGUUGGAUGAAGUCCUAGAGAUAGAAUAUCAUGGGUAUGGACUCGGUCGUUGUGCUGUACCGAUAUUCAGAUGCACAUGGUUUGAUACGGUUAAUGGCGUUCGAGUUGACCCAAAACAUAAUAUUGUGGAUGUCAAACAUAGAUCAAGACUUCGUUCAGACGACCCGUUUAUUCUAGCAUCACAAGCUGAACAAGUAUAUUAUGUACCAUAUCCAUCAAACUCAUUAAAGGAUUGGUGGUCUGUGGUGAAAACAAAGCCAAGAGGGGUCUAUGACUUAGCGUCAUGUGUAACCGAAGUACCUUCCGAUGAAAAUGUGRAUGARGAACAAUUUUUUCAAGAAAAUGAUAGAAUAACAUCCAUAGGUACAAACGAAGAAGUGUAUGAACCCAUCUGUCUUGUCACGGAGGAAGAAKACAUAGAAGUUGCCAUUGAUGGUCGUGACAACUGGCAUGCUGACGAGAGUAGUGAUGAAGAAGAGUUUGAAGACUCCGAUAUCGACUUAGAUGAAGAAGAACCUGACUUGUCUGAUCACUCAUCAGAUGAUUAA
Cynara cardunculus var. scolymus (artichoke) is the source of this 1815-nucleotide messenger RNA. RefSeq lists its product as uncharacterized. Lineage: Eukaryota; Viridiplantae; Streptophyta; Magnoliopsida; Asterales; Asteraceae. The record is from RefSeq and is a predicted model, not a curated record. The coding region runs from base 1 to 1815 and encodes 604 amino acids. The transcript is spliced from 3 exons.